Linepithema humile (Argentine ant) is the source of this 2843-nucleotide messenger RNA. The record is from RefSeq and is a predicted model, not a curated record. Lineage: Eukaryota; Metazoa; Arthropoda; Insecta; Hymenoptera; Formicidae.
AUGCGUUGCGCUUACACAAUCUUGGAGCGUUAUCCAUAUUGCUACGGUUACUGGAGAAAGUUCGCCGAUUACGAGAAGAAGAAGGGGAACCCCGAAAAUGUCCAAACGGUGUUCGACCAAGGUCUGAAAGCUAUUUCGCUAAGUGUCGACUUGUGGCUGCAUUACAUCAACCACUGUAAAACUGUUUAUGAAAAGGACGAGGAGAAACUUCGGGAACAGUACGAGAGAGCCAUUCUAGCUUGUGGACUUGAGUUCAGGUCGGACCGUCUCUGGGAGAGCUAUAUAAAAUGGGAAUUGGAGGGGAAACGUUUGAGCAGAGUGACAGCAUUGUACGAUCGCUUACUGUCGACGCCCACUCUCGGCUACAUCUCCCACUUCGAGGCUUUCCAGGAAUUCGUGUCGUCUAACCUGCCGAAUCGUAUCCUGAGCGUGGAUGACUUCCUCGCACUACGUGCCGAGGUGAAGGCCCUCCUAAAAUCAGAUGACACCACUACCACGUCUGCUGCCGACGACGCGCCACCCGGCGAGGAACCACCACCUCACGAAGUGCCACCUACCGAUGAGGAGACGCGUGCUAUUCGCGAAAAGAUCAUCAGCAGCAGGCGCAAAAUGCAUAAGGCGAACGUCAAUGCGGUAGCUGCCAGAUGGUCGUAUGAGGAAGGAAUAAAAAGACCGUACUUCCACGUAAAACCGCUGGAACGAUGUCAGUUGAAGAACUGGAAAGAAUAUCUAGAUUUCGAGAUCGAACAAAAGGAUCAAAAUCGAAUAAUCAUCUUGUUUGAGAGGUGUCUUAUCGCUUGCGCACUUUACGAUGAAUUUUGGAUGCGAUUUGUGCGCUAUUUGGAAUCGUUGAAAGGAGAUAACACGGAAAAAAUCCGAGACGUAUAUUCGCGAGCAUGUAUGGUGCAUCAUCCGAAGAAGCCAAAUCUACAUUUGCAGUGGGCUAUUUUCGAGGAGGGUCAAGAUAACUUCGAGAAAGCUGCCACUAUAUUAGAGAAUAUUGACAAUGUAUUGCCUAAUAUGCUACAAGUGGCGUAUCGACGAAUAAACUUGGAGCGUCGUCGUGGAGAUUUGGAGAAAGCAUGUACUUUGUACGAGAAUUAUAUUAGCAAUAGCAAAAACAGGACAAUUGCUAAUAAUAUUGUCGUUAAAUACGCACGGUUCUUGUGUAAAGUUAAGAAUGACGUUGACAAGGCGAUUAAGAUACUCAUGAAGGCCGCAGAUAAAGACAAAGACAAUCCCAGACUGUAUCUGCAGUUAAUAGAUUUGGGAAUGCAACGAACACCUGUAGACACGCAAGAAAUCGUGGGUUACAUGGACAUGUUUAUAGAAAGGGAACAUGCGGAUCUUGAGCAGAGAGUGCUUUUCGCGCAACGUAAAGUAGAAUUCUUGGAAGACUUCAGCCCCGACAUUCGGCAAGUGUUGAAGGCUCACGAGCAAUUCCAAAAAUGCAUUAAGCAAGCAAAAGAGAGAAAGAAGACGAAGGGUGAUGAUAAUAAAACCGAUUCUUCACCUCCCAAGAAAGUGAAGACCGAUCAGUCGAACGUGCCACCGCCACCAUCAGUGGGUUCACAGUCUUCAUACCAAUACAGCAGUGGACCGAGCGGGCCCUACCAGUCACAACAGCAGUUCCAAGGCGGGCAGUAUGGCGGACAGGGUGGCUACCAGCAAGGUUAUCAACAGUAUCCACCUCCAUCGGAUCCUAAUUAUGCUAACUACCAAAACUGGCAAUACGGCCAAGGCGGACCGCAAGCUUAUGGCCCUUACAAUCAGUGGGGAUCUUACAAUUAUUAUUAAUGUCGAUUACGUAAUCGCCUUUAAGACCCGUAAGAUUAUCGUAUCAUUAAUUGUCUCUGCUGUACAUUCUCUAGUAUUUUAUUCUACCGAUUUCGAUUUAGAAAUCAUCGGACAGAAGAAUUAUUGUUUAAGUACAUCGGUAACCUAAUGAGAUGAGAGCUUGUGUGUUGACUGUCGUAAGAUGUAAAUGGUAUUUCUUGUAUAUCAAUAUCUAACGUCUUACAUGAAUAUUUACUGUGUGUAAUGAGCAAACUGUGUACCGUUGGCAGAAUUUUGCUCUUUUAUUGUAUUUUUUAUUUUAUUCAAAGCUCAUGAUUUAAUCAUUGCUCUUAACCAUUGUCAUUUUUGGAAAAAUUCAAAUUAUUAGAAUAUUUUUAUUAAAUAUUAAUAUCAAAUAUUUGAGUAUAUUUUAGAUUAGAUACUGUACAAAAAAUAAAACUGAAUAGAUAUGUGCAAAUAUUUUCAGUGAAAAAAAAUAAGAGUGAAAUUUAUUGAGAUAAAUAAGAAUGUAAUCCUGCCAUCGGUAUACAGAUUUUUCUAGAAAUCUGUAUAUGUGUUCUCUGCAAAACGUUAGAUGUCAAGAAUGAUUUAAUGGCUUACUUCUACGACUCUUAAUAAAUUAUGUCAUAAUUCCACAUAACAUUCAUGAUGUUCAAAAACUUGGUAUAUUUUACGCACGGCAAUAUGUUAAAUGCAUUGAAAGCGAUGUAACAUGUAUUCUCACAUUUGUACAAACUUUUGUCAUUGCCGCUUUCGUAAAAAAAUUAUAUUUAUAUCAUGUGAGAAUCAUAAUUUUCUCUGUUAAGUCUUUUACUAUGUAGAGCUUGUUACCAUCAUCGAAACUUUGUUAAUCGGCACAGAAUAUUGGAGGAUAUCUUUUAUUAAUCAACAUUAAAAGACAUUCUUUAUCAUUUCAACCUUACGACCUUAAUUUUCAUUAAGAUUUGUUACUUUAACAUGUAUGUAUUAAAUAUAUCUCGACAUUUAAUAAUCGUUAAACACAAUGCCUUUUCAUAAUUUUGAAAAAUAAAUGCUUUUCAAUUCGA